This is a messenger RNA of Aspergillus sclerotioniger CBS 115572, 1504 nucleotides long. RefSeq lists its product as uncharacterized. The coding region runs from base 374 to 1477 and encodes 367 amino acids. The transcript has 6 exons. Lineage: Eukaryota; Fungi; Ascomycota; Eurotiomycetes; Eurotiales; Aspergillaceae. The record is from RefSeq and is a predicted model, not a curated record.
GCCAACGUUGGCUCUGGUUGGGUUUUUUUGACGUUAGCCCGGCUGUGGGGACGCACGAAUACAGUUGUCCUGAGUUGGUGAAGCUAAACAGACGAUCACUUAAGGUUUAGGGGCUCGUAUCCCGGCUGCCGGAGUGAGCUAGAGAUGGCAAAUGCCACAGCCAUCGUCGUCUCGCGCCCUGACGACAUCCCAAAAUAGUGCUAGACCAGGAACUAACGCGAUUUCGCCAGGGCAGCAGUCAUGGCAGAGACUUAUCAUAACCAUUAACACCCCACUCAUGUCCACAACCCCGUGUUUACUCGAACUUAUGUUUUACUCGGAUGUUUUGACUGCACCACACGGCGGAAUCUGACAUCGCUCUCAACGUGACGCCAUGGCCAUUUACGCCGAUGCGGCACCGUCCCUAGCGGGCAGUGUCAUUAUGUUGACGACGCUUGCCUUAUUGACCUAUGGCCUACGGGUUUACUGCAGAUUGACCCGGAAGUCAUGGGGCAUGGAGGACUGGAUCAUGACCGGUGCCUUGGUGCCGUUUGCCGUGCUGGUGGCUGGAUGUGUUGGAGGUGCUUUCAACGGCAUUGGGAUCCAUGCGACUCGACUUGCAGAGCCUGGGAAUGAGAAAUAUCAGGCCGAGGGGCAAAAGUUUUUCCUCAUCUUCGAAGUCGGUUAUUGCGCUGCCAUUAUCCCCAUCAAGCUCAGUAUCAGCUGGAUGCUGGUACGAGUGGCUGAGGGACGCAAAUUAUACCUCUAUGCCCAAUAUGCGGUGAUUGCCAUUUUUGUGUUGAUGAACAUCAUCGCCCUGAUCUUCAUCCUCAUCAACUGCAUCCCUGUUGAUGCUGCCUGGAACUCAGAACUAUUAGAGAAAGGGGGUCAUUGUCAGCCGUCCUACGUUUUGGCCGACGUCUACUACGCUUGCACGGCCGUCAACAUUCUCACCGAUUGGGUGACUGCUUUAAUGCCGGUCCCAUUACUCUGGAACGUCCAGCUGAACCGCAACACCAAAAUUUCCAUUGUCGGCCUAAUGGGCCUGGGCAUCUUUGCCUCCAUGUCCGCCUGCGUCCGUCUCAAAUAUACCGUUAAUCUCACCGACCAAUCGGACUAUCUGUACGGCGUUGCGAACGUGGUGAUCUGGGGUUUCGCGGAAAACGCCCUGGGGAUGAUUGUCGGCAAUGUCGCCACUCUCCGCCCACUCUUCCGCAUUCUCCGCGAUCGCAAAACCUCCAAAAACAAAUACUAUAAUCAAUCUCCGGGAUACUACAGUUCUCAACGCACCGGACCGGGGAUGUUCUCGCGCACAUACGAAUUAGCGGAGCACGGAAAGAAUACCAAUGAGAUUACCACCACGUCGAUCCCAGAGCAUACGCGGAGACCAAGCCAAUUGAGUGACGGGGACAGUCAGAAGCAGAUUCUCGGAGAUGGACAAAGUCCAGGAGAAACCGACAUUGUGGUUAGUAGACAGGUUAUUGUGGCGUAUGAUUAGGUGUUUAUUUGGAUGGAAUGGAGUUGG